AUGGUGGUUAAAUCAACACUUCAGUAUCAACAAGAGUUGAAGAACAAUCAACAAAAUACUGCAAAAGACUCAGACUCUUUUAAUUCAGUUAAUGUAACUGAGUGUAUUGAAUUGAAGGAUGCUAAUUUGAACAUCAAUAAUCAACAAAGUGGAACAAUGAAUUCAAGUUCAAGAAAUUCACAUUUACCACCAUUAAAUAGAAUUACCGUUAUCUCUCAAGAUGACUUUCAUCAGUUAUGUGCUCUUCUGGAGUUUCGCGGUUAUUUUCUUAUUACAUAUACAAACAAUCGUUCGAAAGAGACAGCCUGUUAUCGAAUUCCUAUCGAUUUGACAGAGAAAUAUUCUUCGAAAGAUGAGAUUUCUUACAUUUUGGAUAAAUCUUUUUUGAUGAAUCAUAACAACACAAACAGCAAUAUAUCGGAUGAUAACAGUAAUAACAAAUCAAAAAUACCAUAUGGUGAGCCAGAUAAUUUGAUAAUAGUAACAACGAAUUCAUCAUGCUGUGACAAUUUUCUUCGAUGUUUCUCUCUUCCACUCAAUUCUAGUGGAAAUGAGAACAGUUUGAUAGGAGAUUGGACAAUUGAUUUUUACUGGAACCGUACACCAGAAAUGUACGAGUUUGGUGAAGAGGGUUGGAGUAGUGUUGGUUCACCUGUUGGCGCAUUAUCAGGUGUUUAUGAUCUGGUUGAUGUGAAACUAAAGUAUCGUUUUGAUAGAAAUUCUGGAUUUGACUUUCUAAUAAGUGGAAAUGAUACUAAGGAAUUUAUUGUACAUAGCUUAGCUGAAAAGCGUUUACAAGCUAGAGUUGGUGAUUAUUAUGAAUGUGUUUCAGAGACUCAAUUUGUUUUUGAUACAGAAAAUAGUACAGUAGUUAAUUCGAAUGAUAAUUACAAUAAAUCACAUAACGACAAAUGGAAUAUUAUAAUGAGUUUACAAAGUGUACGCUCUCAAGCAUUUGCUGACGUCAAUGUACCAGAAUUUACUGGAGCAAGUAAGUACGCUUUCUUAGUCACAUCCUGUAUAUGUAAAUAUAACUGA
Molecule: messenger RNA, 1038 nt
Organism: Schistosoma haematobium
Lineage: Eukaryota; Metazoa; Platyhelminthes; Trematoda; Strigeidida; Schistosomatidae
Exons: 4
Coding region: 1-1038 (345 amino acids)
Source: RefSeq, a predicted model, not a curated record